This is a messenger RNA of Caenorhabditis sp. 36 PRJEB53466, 2124 nucleotides long. The record is from the annotation of a GenBank genome assembly. NCBI's taxonomy places the organism in Eukaryota, Metazoa, Nematoda, Chromadorea, Rhabditida, Rhabditidae.
AUGGGUGCCAAUCUGACAUCUCCGCUCCCGCACCGCCCGCAAACAUCAGUCUGCAACCACCUCUUCUCGCCCGGUGACGGCGGUCCCACAUUCGCCCCGCAGAGGGAAUCGAGGACGUCGGUGAAGGAGAGCGUGCUGAUGCAGGGAUGGAACUGGAGCAAACGGAACAUCCAGCCGGUGAUGAGCAGAAGAUCUCUGCCCAAAUCCGGAUCCUCUUCCGAAGCCACGUCAUCAAAGUCGAGCGACAGUUUGGUGUCGUUCACUCGGAACAUUGGAACCUCCACGACGUCUUCGAGUUCAAGCCAGUACGGGAAAAUGUCAAUAUCACUGGAUCGCAAUCAGAAUUAUAAAACUACGUAUGUUGUUGUUCAAAUUAACCAUUUCUUCAAAACAGAUAUUUUAGAGCUCCGCGACCCGUGGACACGACCACCAUCAUUCCCAACUAUUAUAGUCUUCGAGAAGAGUUCCGAAGAGGACUUCAGAUUAAUCACCGUCAAGAUUUAGCCAACAAUAACCUGACGGCCAAUGAGCUCAGUGUUAUCAGCUCGCCGAAGCACGUUCCCAGGUGAGCUCACCAUCUUUGUUAUUGCAUUUUAUGUACUUUUAGGCCCCGAUCCUUGCGAGACGACAACGCGAACGAAGAGCUGCUUCCCGCCGAGCCAGAAGCCGUCCUUUCCGAGGUGAGCCCCUGCUUUUCUCUCUUUUUUUCGUUCUUUAUAACAAGAACUGUUCUAGACGAGAGGAUCCAAGAAGACUAUAAUCCAGGCGUCAACCUCCGAACUCCUCCGCGGGCUCGGCAUCUUCAUCUCGAACAACUGCGGAGUCACCGACUUCGAACCCGCCCAUUUGGUGACGUGGCUUCGUUCCGUGGAUCGGGCACUUCUUCUCCAGGGAUGGCAAGACAUUGCAUUCAUAAACCCCGCCAACCUGGUCUUCAUUUUCUUGCUGGUUCGAGACGUGUUACCAGGUAAUUAGGUCGUGAACGCCCUUCAAAACCACACUUUUCACUUCAGGAGAACGUCAUCUGAUUCACACGUUGGAAGAGCUCCACGCCUGGAUUCUCAGCUGUUUGUACGUCUCCUACUCGUACAUGGGCAACGAGAUCUCCUAUCCGUUGAAGCCGUUUUUGAUUGGAAAUGUGAGUUUUUAGUUUGUGGGCAUUCUGAAAAGUCUCUCAUUUUCUAUCUGAUUUUCAAGACAUUUGAGAUUGAUUGUCUCGAAGAUUAGGAAGUUUCAAUGAGUCUCAAUGCGGUUUUUUUUGGCUGGCUCAUUUAAAAUUUCAAAUUCUUGAGAACAUGUUUCUGCGCGCACGGUCUCCAGAGCUGACAAUGGGCGCGCAAGUGCGCCCCGCCCAAUAGAGCGAUACAUUGGCGCGAAAUUCAAAUUUUAACAGCAAAAUUUGUGUUUUUUGCCAGAUUAGCCACAAAAAACCGAUAAUUUCUCAUUUGUCUCUCGAUAGACCGAUUAUAUAGGCUAUUACAAAUUUUUUAAGCGCAAGAGCGUUAAAUUUGGUCAAGUCGCAAAUCACAUUUAUCCGUUUGAAGGUUUUUGGCUAAAAUUGCCUGAAUUUCAGUUGCUUUUCGGUAGUUUUCGCGGUUCGAGCGCUCAAAAUGCUUGUAUUUACGUGAUUUAUCAUUCUCACAACCAAUUCUGUCUGAAAACGGUCAAGAAAGCGCAAAAUGAGAAGUGCGGUUUUGAGGCGGCGAUCGGCGACGAAGGCGAAAAAGCGAAAUUCGCGAAAAAUGCGCCAAAACGUCAUUAAUUCUGAGAAUUCGUGUGUUUUCAUGUCGAACAAUCAUUUUUCAUCGCCGUUGACCACAAAAAUCAGAGAAAACCUGCUCAAUUCAUGAAAACGCCAUUUGGUCGCCGAGGCCACGCCCAUAUUGUCAGCUCUGGAGACCGUGCGGAGGGUUAAAUUUUUUUGGCUCAUUUACAAUUUAAAAUUCUUGAGAACAUGUUUCUGAAAAAACUGUUAGAGUGCCAACAAUAUUCCAGGAUCGAGGAAUAUUCUGGAAUCGUUGCGUGUCGAUGGUGACUAGCCACAGCCGCAAGAUGCUUCUCCUCAACUCCUCCUCGACCUACUUCACCGAAGUGUUCACCGAUCUCAAGCAUUGUUCCGAGUGA